CAACUGAGAAGAGAGGAAACUUCGGUCACUUGAGUGGCGCAGAACGUUUGAGAAUUUACUAGAAAUCAUGGCCUUUCGUUAUGUUUUGGUUUUAUUAUUUGCUUCUGUCACUCUGCUGAAUUUUAAGGAAGCUCAAGGUAACUGCUGGAAAACAUGGAGCAGGUGCUCGAGAUGGAGUAGCUGGGGCACUGGAAGAUUGUGGAAGACCUGCAAUGACCGCUGCAUUGAGCUGGGUUACCCUGGUGGAAGUUGUCAGCUGUGUCCCAGUACUUGUUGGAUGACCAAAAAAGCUUACCAGUGCAGAUGUUUUGGAACCGGGUCCUGCUGAAACUGCCUCAUGGCUGGUUGUAAACAACAACAACAAUUAGAAUUUGAAAACAUUGGAGCUUUUAAACCAAUAUAGAUGAUCAAUGUUUGCUGUU
Stylophora pistillata is the source of this 422-nucleotide messenger RNA. Its product is annotated as neuromacin-like protein. The record is from RefSeq and is a predicted model, not a curated record. Gene Ontology annotation, biological process: defense response. Lineage: Eukaryota; Metazoa; Cnidaria; Anthozoa; Scleractinia; Pocilloporidae.